AUGGAGUCUCCAGGCCUUUUAGCCAAACUGCUGGAGCAGGUCCAGCUCGAGUUUACUAAGUGCAAACCUCUCAUACCUACAUAUAGUCACCUGCUCGUGUCAGCUCUCUUCCCCAUCUACAUAGGUGCCCAUGCAUCCUUAACAAGACCAUCCUCCGCGGCCAAACCAACCACACGCAAAAACAAGUUAGAGACCGACGAUGAAAAUGAAGAUAGCGACGAAGAAGACGACGAAUCCAGCUUGACAAAAAUGGAAGGCCUUGAGCCUUCUGAUGCCAUCAUGUUCCCCGUCAUGGCCGGCUUGACGCUGGGUGGCCUAUAUCUCCUGAUCAACUGGCUCAAUGACCCGGCCAUCCUCAAUAAGAUUCUAGGCUUUUAUUUUUCACAGGCUGGGACUGUUUUUGCCAUUGCGUUUAUGGGAGAUGGGCUUUCGGUGCUGAGGUCGUUUAUCUUCCCCUCCCGCUACGUUGCGGAUGGCGUGGCGUGGAAAGCCAAUCAGUGCAAGAGGGCUUUCGUGCCUGUUGAACAUGACGGGCUGCCUUUGGAAGAGGUGCGUGAGGAGCGUAAAUCUCCGCUGCCGGGUUCUCUGGGGGAAAGUCCCCUCCCCGCUUCAUUUCUAGAGGCACUCUGGAGUGUGCGAGGGAUUGUAUAUAGGAAAGCUACACUCCGCGCCUAUAUCCGCGGAGUCGUCGAGGUCAAAAGCAGAUUCACGAUUCUCGAUAUCGUGGGGAGCAUCCUUGGUCUUGUAGCCGUAUACUACUUUACCUUCGUCAAGAAGCCGUGGUGGCUUACCAACUUCCUAGGCUUCAGCUUUUCCUACGGUGCUAUGCAAUUCAUGUCGCCCACGACAUUCUGGACGGGCUCAUUGGUUUUGAGCGCUUUGUUUUUUUAUGAUAUCUACUUCGUAUUCUUCACGCCGCUGAUGGUUACCGUUGCCAAGAGCCUGGAUAUUCCCAUCAAGCUGGUAUUCCCGCGGCCCCCAUCACCGGGGCAGGAUCGUGAUUCGGUGAAUAUGGCUAUGCUGGGGUUAGGCGAUAUCGUGAUACCUGGUAUGGUGAUCGGUUUAGCACUCCGGUUUGAUCUUUUUCUUUACUACAAGCUCAAAGGCGCUAUGUUGUCACUCAGAGCAGACGGCCGAGGUGUCAGCAACAGCGAGCCCGGGAAAAUUAUAUACGUCAAUGCCACCGGUCGCUGGGGUGAGCGUUUCUGGUCAUCGGGUUCCACAUCUUCACCAGUCACAAAUCCUUCGCAGUGCAUGGAUGGUGGAAAGCUCACAUUCAACGAAGCCAAAUCCUUCCCCAAGACAUAUUUCUACGCCAGCCUAAUUGGGUACGUGAUGGGCAUGUUGGCCACGCUUCUGGCGAUGCAGAUCUCCGGCCACGCGCAACCCGCCCUUCUCUAUCUCGUCCCAGGUGUCCUUGGAUCCCUGUGGACAACUGCGUUCGUGAAGGGGGAUAUCAAAGAGAUGUGGAAUUUCUCCGAUGCAAUCCAAGAGGAAGAGGAAGAAAUAACAGCAGAUAAAGAUAAAGAGAAGAAAAUGGAGGAGAAAGAAAAUGCGCCUUCCGCAAUGGGACUUUUCCGCAAGGUAUUUUUUGGUAAAGACUCGAAGGCAUCUACGAAUCCUUUUAAAUCUCCCAAGGGCAAAUUCAAGGAACCAUCUGCACACGAGACCUCUACAUCUCGAGACAUAUUCUCGUUCUCCAUUUCCAUCCCAAAAUCGAAAGCUAUAACUAAUCCUUCCACCAACCCCAUUACGCCCUCCGACAAAGACAAAGUGAAAAAGUAUGAUACGAAACUGUCCCAAUAUAAUCCAGCUGCGAGACGGGGGGAAGGGGAUGAUGAAGAAGAAGUUCACAGCUCCUAUUCUGACAGCACACCUUCAUCUUCCCUUUCGUCUCCCCUCCUUGUGGGAGGAAUUGAUAUCCAGGAGCCGGCAAUGAAGAGGCGGAGGGCCGAGGGGGCAGGUGAUAGGAAUAGAAUUCCGAGUUGA
Paracoccidioides lutzii Pb01 is the source of this 1989-nucleotide messenger RNA. Its product is annotated as peptidase A22B family protein. Gene Ontology annotation, cellular component: membrane; cytoplasmic side of endoplasmic reticulum membrane; lumenal side of endoplasmic reticulum membrane. Gene Ontology annotation, biological process: membrane protein proteolysis. Gene Ontology annotation, molecular function: aspartic endopeptidase activity, intramembrane cleaving. Bases 1 to 1989 code for a protein of 662 amino acids. The record is from RefSeq and is a predicted model, not a curated record. The transcript has a single exon.